AUGAUAAUUCUCAUAUACCUAUUAUUAUUGUCGCCGGUGAGGGCUUCCUUGGGCGAUGACUUGCCUGAAUUCCAAACGUGUGUGAAAAAGUGCGAUAUUUUGACCUGCAAUGGCAUCUCAAAAUACUCUGAUGUCUCAGAGAAAGAGCUUCUGCGUUGGAAGUCUCAACAGCAGAAAUACCACAUGUUCCAGGAACUGCCGCUCUCGUGGGACUUGCGACUCAUCGGCUGGGACUGUUUUCCUAAUUGCGACUACCAAUGCCAGCGAAUAGUCACCAAGGACCGUCAAAGCAAGAAUCUCGAGGUCUACCAGUUUCAUGGAAAAUGGCCGUUUGUUCGUGUCUUCGGAAUCCAGGAGUUUUUCAGCACCAUAUUCAGCAUUGGGAACUGGUUUCCUCACUAUUGGGGAGCAAAGAUGAUAUGGAACCAAUGUGGGAAGGAGAUGAGAGCAGGAAACACGCAUUUCGUCAAGCUAUACACGGCAUACAUGGUCGUAGCUGUCGUGGCGAUGUGCGCUUGGUUUUUUUCUACAUUGUUCCAUCUGAGAGACACAUGGAACCGAGAGCGACUGGACUAUUUUUUUGCCGGAGCCACCGUGCUGUCUGGCUUCUACGCGAUCGUCGUUCGUGUGUUCAAACUCUAUCUUCCAAAAAACGAUCUCAAACGCCAGGUUCUCGCAGCUGGCACGCUCCUUGCAUACUUCCUCCAUGUUGGUAGGCUUCUGAGUGACUGGUCGUACACUUACAACAUGCAAGCUAACGUGGCCUGCGGACUACUUCAGAAUGUGUUGUGGAUUUACCAUUCCAUCAACUGUUUCAACAGAUCCAGACGCUCUGUGUCGCUGAGAAGUGACCUCCUGAAUAAAGAGAUCAACUGGACGCUCACGCCGCUGGUUCUGGUUGUGAGCGUGAGUGCAGGCAUGUCUUUUGAGCUCUUUGAUUUUCCGCCUCUCUUCGAUCUUCUCGAUGCACAUGCUCUGUGGCAUUUCGCCACUAUUUGGCCAGCCCUGUACUGGUACUCCUAUAUGAUCAAGGAUGUGGAAGAGGGUCUGAAAGACAGGAAGUACGAAUGA
This is a messenger RNA of Ogataea parapolymorpha DL-1, 1071 nucleotides long. RefSeq names its product Protein of the endoplasmic reticulum, required for GPI-phospholipase A2 activity. NCBI's taxonomy places the organism in Eukaryota, Fungi, Ascomycota, Pichiomycetes, Pichiales, Pichiaceae. The record is from RefSeq and is a predicted model, not a curated record. Gene Ontology annotation, cellular component: endoplasmic reticulum membrane. Gene Ontology annotation, molecular function: hydrolase activity, acting on ester bonds. The transcript has a single exon. Gene Ontology annotation, biological process: GPI anchor biosynthetic process. Bases 1 to 1071 code for a protein of 356 amino acids.